AUGGCUUCUUCAAAAGCUAAAGAGUCUGCUGUCCAAAAAUGGAUCGAUUCUGCCACCGGCUUACCCAACUUUUCGCGCCAUACAACCGCAAACCUCGAGACGCGAACUAUUGCAGGAGCAGAGCUCUACUACGAGGGCUUCUACGGCUCAAUUGUGGCCGCGGCGAAGGCGCUUGGCGUACCCUACAAGCGCCUCUAUUAUCGAGUCAAUGGGCAUCACUCAACGGCCGAGAAUGGGGGCAACCGUACCCUGCUUGAUCCCUCGGAUGAAGAGGAAGUAUUUUGCUGGGCACAUCGCCGCAUCACACAGGGGCACCACAUCCAGGGUCGUGCGCUCCAACAACACGCCAACGCCAUUCUCAAGGCAAAGGGCGUGGGAGCUACAGCAUCGCGAGCCUGGGCCAAGCGCUUUAUACAGCGGCAUAGAGAACUCUUCCACCGUCGAAGAGCAGCAGCGCGAGACAUCAAACGGAAGGCUAUGCAAGAUCGCAUCCACAACACCUGGAAUUUCGACGAGACGGGCUUCAUGGUGGGAUAUCUACAUAAAGGCACAUUUAUUUGGACCUUCCGCGAGAUUGAUACCCCUAUUUUAUCUGACGCUCACGAAACAGUGUCGGUCACAGCGAUUGAGGCUAUUUCUGCAGCUGGGAGUUGCAUUCCUUCGUUUGUGAUACUCCCUGGGGUCCAAAUUCCUGCCCGUUGGGUUAGCAACAGCCUUGACGACGAUACCAUCAUUUCAACCAGCCAAAAGGGGUAUAUUAACGAUGUCAUCGCGAUUGAAUGGAUCAGACACUUCGAGAAACACACGAGACCAGUUGAUCCACUUCAGAAGCGGCUUCUACUUAUGGAUAGCUGUGAUAAUCACUAUACAGAAGAGAUGGUUCACUUCUGCUUCGAUCACAACAUUAAGGUCUUCCCAAUGCCUCCCCAUCUUACACAUCAGCUUCAACCUCUUGAUGUCGGCGUUUUUAGGUCAUACAAACACUGGCAUCAACAAGUUCUACAUCGUGAGAUUGCUGACGGGGCAUAUUACUUUAACAAGUCCGAUUUUCUAUAUCAUCUUCAAGAGGUCCGCACUCGCACCUUCAAAAAGCACACAAUUCUCUCAUCUUGGCAGAAAUGUGGCCUCUUCCCAUUCAAUCCCGAGAUCGUGCUCUCUCAGCUUCAAGACACGCUCUCGUCGCUCACAGAAGAAGUGGCUAUUAAGGACCUGCCGGGCUCGAUCGAAAGCGAGCCUCAGGGCGGGCCUCAGGCAGCAAGACCGUCAACACCAUCGCCACACACGCCGCCCUCGAUUCAACGAUUCAACUGGAACAAUGUUUCAACGCCGAGACUCAACCUCUCUACGAUUCAGAGGUAUCACGCCUACGUACAGCUUCGUCUAGCCACAUCAGUUGACUUUGACUCCUCCGUCACAUACGUCUAUGAGAAGGCGCGGAAAGCCGACAAAACCCUCGCUCUCAACGGCAUCACCGCAACGGCCGAGAUGACGAAGAUAAAAGAGAAACAAGCCAAGCGCUCCAGUCUCCAGCAACAGACAACUAUUUCGCCCGAGACGAAUACAAUAGACAAGCGGCAAGAAGAGGAGGCACAGAGAGUCAGGAAUAAGGAGGUUCGCGACGAAGCUGGCUAUAUACGCCGCUGGCUUCGCAAGGUACGCUUCAACGUCAGGAUUAGCAUCACAGAGGCGAGGAUUCGAGACAUCAGAGGUCUCUGGGCCAAGGGCGACAAGCGCGCACACCUCAAUUGCAAUGAGUGGAUGUGCGCAAGCUACAGGAUUCUCCGCGAGCUACACAACCGCGGCGUAGGGCAAAGCAAGGCGAUCAUGUGGCCGGAGUACUAUGAUCGCGAGAUUGUAAAGGAAGCAGCCGAAUUAGUGGUGAUGGAGGCAAAUAAGCGUGCUAUUUGCCGUCAGACGCUUUCCUUGGAAGCUGACGGCAUCGAGAUGCGAUGA
Messenger RNA from Hirsutella rhossiliensis, 1953 nucleotides. RefSeq names its product DDE superfamily endonuclease domain-containing protein. Lineage: Eukaryota; Fungi; Ascomycota; Sordariomycetes; Hypocreales; Ophiocordycipitaceae. Bases 1 to 1953 code for a protein of 650 amino acids. The record is from RefSeq and is a predicted model, not a curated record. Gene Ontology annotation, molecular function: DNA binding. The transcript is spliced from 3 exons. Gene Ontology annotation, cellular component: nucleus.